Molecule: messenger RNA, 616 nt
Organism: Aphanomyces astaci
Lineage: Eukaryota; Oomycota; Saprolegniomycetes; Saprolegniales; Verrucalvaceae
Exons: 5
Coding region: 7-552 (181 amino acids)
Source: RefSeq, a predicted model, not a curated record
AACACCAUGACAGCAGCAUCGACGACAGAUCAAGACCAGGACCUGAAGCAUGUCCUCAACCUGCUUUUGAUUGCCAAUGGAGCGCUGUCGACUUUCAUCUUCUUGAACAGCAUCUUCGUCCUCAACGACGCGGGCGGGCUCAACGAGUUCCUAAGCAGUGCCACGUAUAUGACGUACAUCUUCGCUGCCAUCAUCAUGCUCAACCGCAAUCCUUCGGCCUUUUCAAUUGGCAUGCUGCUCGGGUCGUCUGUGGUCUUGGCGGUGCUGGCCUUCAUGAACACACUCUACUGGGUGGUUGCUUCCUCGAACAUCGACGACCAUCCCGUGGCGGCGGGAUUUGCAGCCGCCUUCAACUUUAUAUUCUUCGGCGUCGAAGCGUCGUUUAUCGUGUUGCUGUAUCGUUCAAAGCACACCAUGAUUGAAACCUACUCCGCCUACGACUACAUCCCCGACACCCAUGCCGCCGCCGCCGUGCUGUCCUGCUCCCACUGCGAAGGCGACGACACGUUCUCGUACCAGUCGACGGCUGCUGCACCAACAGCCGACAUUUAAGUUCAACCGACAUGAACUACUAGUAGUAAAGUUAUAAAACUGCGACGACGUUCAAUCAUCAUCA